GCAGGACGAUGGUGGCCGGCGCGUUCCCCAUCGCAAAGCUGCUGACCCUGGGCAUGCGGCAGCUUAGCAAGCCGCUGGCCGCGCGCAUCAAGGCCGCCGCCCGCGCCAGCCCCUUCUUCCGAGCCUACGUCUGCGGGCCGCCCGCGCAACUGUACCACUGGGUGGAGAUGCGGACCAAGAUGCGCAUCAUGGGCUUCCGGGGCGCAGCCGUGAAGCCACUGAAUGAGGAGGCGGCAGCAGAGCUGGGCGCGGAGCUGCUGGGCGAAGCCAUCGUGUUCAGUGUGGGUGGCCUGUGCAUCUACCUGGAAUAUGCCCGGCAGGCAGGCAACGCACGGCGCCGCGAGGACGAGCAGAGUGCCGCCAUGGAGGCCCUGCAGCAGCAGGUGGCUGAGCAGGGCCUGGCCCUGGAGACUCUUGAUGCCCGGUUGCGCCAGGCUGACCGUGCCCUGCUGGAACUGGCCAGCGCUCCCCGCAAGUAGGGCCCCCUAUGGCCACUGCCAAAGGCGCCCCUGGGGCAGGGCACUGCACUAUAAUGGGGGACCCUCCCCUUCCACCUUGGCUCCUGGGGAGCCUCCAAGUCUACUGGACUGAAAAAGCCACUCAUUAAAACCCACCUGCUGCUGAA
Messenger RNA from Alligator mississippiensis (American alligator), 625 nucleotides. It is a transcript of the gene OPA3, whose product is annotated as outer mitochondrial membrane lipid metabolism regulator OPA3. The transcript has 2 exons. Gene Ontology annotation, cellular component: mitochondrion. Bases 9 to 479 code for a protein of 156 amino acids. Lineage: Eukaryota; Metazoa; Chordata; Crocodylia; Alligatoridae. Gene Ontology annotation, biological process: regulation of lipid metabolic process. The record is from RefSeq and is a predicted model, not a curated record.